UAACAGCAAGUAUCAUUUACAAUCGAUUGAUAAUAAUAUAUUGUUAUUGCAGGGAUAGCCCUACCCUAAUAAGUUAGCUAGGCCAGUUGAAAGCAUUUUUGUUACAAACAUAGAGUUAAGAAUUUUUGAUCAGAAGACCAACUCUGAUUAUACAUUAGCCUAUUCUGUAGUGUUAAAGUGCCACGGGUCGCAUAUUUGAAAGAUCAGUUAUCCGGUUCGAGUUAAUGGAUCAGUAAGAAACUUCCGGCCUACUUCACCGGCUAAAACUUUGUUCAGAAUUGAAGUUGUAGGCUAGUGAGUCCUAUCUUUAAACUUCAAGGACUUAACGGCUCCUGUGAGGUAGACAAGGCGUAUGUCGUUACAGUCCCACUGUUUUUUUUUUUUUGGAGGGGGGUAUACGCUUUUGCAGGGAGGUGGAGUAAUCUAAAUGGCGCCACCUAAAAAGAAAAACUGUCAAUCUCAGUGCACCCAGACAGACAUCAGCCCCGCGGCUGCGUCAUUGUUGGCAGAGCAUAGACGGCUGCGGUGAUUGGUCUUUUCGCAGCGAGAAACUCCAGCGCUGACUACCCCGCUUUUGUUAUUGUAGCCAACGCGAGGAUAGGCGCUUACAGCGUCUGGAUACUUGCGACAAGAGAUAGAGCGGGUGGUGAUAAACUGAUAAGUGAUGGUAAGAGCGGUGGAUGGAACUAUUAAUGGAAGAACGAAACUUUGAAGCUCCGCUACAAUUUCGUCUCACUUGUACAAGUUCUCCCGAUUUGAGAAUGUCUGUGAAUGCCCCCAAUAGUAAUGAUGCAUGUCUGAGCAUCGUGCACAGCCUAAUGUGCCAUCGGCAAGGAGGGGAGAAUGAGGGCUUCGCCAAACGAGCCAUUGAGAGCCUGGUGAAGAAACUGAAGGAGAAGAAAGACGAGUUAGACUCCCUCAUCACGGCUAUCACAACCAAUGGUGUACACCCGAGCAAGUGUGUCACCAUCCAGAGGACACUGGAUGGAAGACUCCAGGUCGCUGGGCGAAAAGGCUUCCCCCAUGUGAUAUACGCUCGCCUCUGGCGUUGGCCAGACCUUCAUAAGAAUGAGCUCAAGCAUGUGAAGUUCUGUCAGUAUGCCUUCGACCUCAAAUAUGACAAUGUCUGUGUGAACCCCUACCAUUAUGAAAGGGUUGUGUCACCUGGCAUAGUGGGACUCAGUAUACAAAACACUGGCCCCCCAGGGAGACUAAUCAAGGAGGAGUACACCCACGACUGCAUCCAGAUGGACAUCCCUCCCUCCAGGAUGCCCUCCCAGUCCAACCACCACUCCACGGAUCACUACCGCCAGCCGCUGCCCCCCCUGCAGCUACACGCAGAGUCGUCUCAUCCUACCCCCGUCAGCCACUACGGCAACAUCCCCCACUCACCACCAGCAACCGGCCCGAUGAUGUCCAUGCAGGGGGGCCAUAAUGAGGGCCUGUUACAGAUCGCCUCCCCCCGGAGUCUGGCCUCCACCCCUCCCCCCUCCACCCCCAACCACGGCCCCCCGCAGACCCCCUCCAGUCAGAGCGACUACGGCACCCCCAAACACUCCCAGUCCCAGGGCUCCUUCCACACUACCUGGACAGGCUCCAGUACGGCCUCCUAUACACCUGUAGGACCUCAGCAGAAUGGACGGAGUCACCCACAGUCUUCCCAUCAGCAGCCACCUCAUCACUUCUGGUCCCAACAUCACACUCCUGCCUCAUUUCCUCAGCCAGUAUCCAAUCAUCCAGGUCCAGAAUUCUGGUGCUCAAUCUCCUACUUUGAGAUGGACAUUCAAGUGGGGGAGAUGUUUAAAGUUCCAGCAAACUGCCCCGUGGUGACCGUGGAUGGCUACGUGGAUCCAUCCGGAGGGGACCGCUUCUGUCUAGGCCAGCUUAGCAACGUCCACCGCACUGAUGCUAGUGAGAGGGCCCGGCUACACAUUGGGAAAGGGGUGCAGCUGGAGUGUCGUGGGGAGGGCGAUGUUUGGAUGCGUUGCCUGAGCGACCAUGCCGUCUUCGUGCAGAGCUACUACCUGGACAGGGAAGCAGGUCGAGCCCCGGGUGAUGCAGUUCAUAAGAUUUACCCAGGAGCUUAUAUCAAGGUGUUUGACCUACGGCAGUGCCACAGGCAGAUGCAGCAGCAGGCAGCCACAGCCCAAGCAGCAGCAGCGGCCCAGGCCGCCGCCGUGGCAGGCAACAUUCCAGGGCCUGGCAGUGUAGGGGGCAUAGCCCCAGCCGUCAGCCUCUCAGCAGCUGCAGGUAUUGGGGUGGAUGACCUGCGACGCCUCUGUAUCCUGCGGCUGAGUUUCGUGAAGGGCUGGGGGCCCGACUACCCCCGGCAGAGCAUCAAGCACACCCCCUGCUGGGUGGAGGUCCACCUGCAUCGAGCGCUGCAGCUGCUGGACGAGGUGCUCCACUCCAUGCCCUUGGCUGACCCAGGACCUGCCAACUGAGGGCGAAGCACUUCCCAUCUUCCCCUGUCUCAUCUCCUGUCCUCCUUGCCUUGCGUACAGUAUGCAAUAACAGCCCCACCCUACCGUGGUGCUGCACAGACUUUAUGACUCAUGCAACCAAAGAAACACACACACGCACACACAUACACACACACACACACACACACACACACACACACAACACACACACAACACACACAGCACACACACAACACUCUCAGACACACAAACUCUUUUCCACAGGCAGAUCCAGCAAACAGUACCUAUUGACCUGCCCACUAUUUAGUCUACUGCUGCCUGGUGGAGAAACUGACUUGUUGCCGUGGAAACGCAGGGCCAGCAGCAGCAGCAGCAUGGUCAGGUUUCCACACGUGGUGGCCAGAGUGAUCAGUCACCCAUAACCCGUGGCGGUGAGAUUUUCCUGGUGAAUGCUGGUAGCCCAAGGUGUACCAGAUCAAUCAGGAGUCCAGACUAAAUAAUCACAUUUCGACAUGUCCACUCAACACAACAUACUGCUCAGACUUGGAAUCCAUUUAUCCAUGAGGUUUUAAGUGCUGUUCAGGUCCAUUCCAGGUUCAUGCAUACUUUCAAGUAAAGUCAAUGUAUUCCAUAGUACUCUUGAUCGGGAAAUUUAAUUUGGCAGUUAAAACAUACAUAGUAGAAUACAAAAGUCAAAGAAAUUCAUUAUACAAAAUGAUUUACAUUCCAUACAUGAGGGAUCACAACAGACACUAAAAAGAAAAAGAGAAAAUAGACUACAAUAGAAAAAUUACGGGGAAAAACCCCACCCCAUAUGCAUUAAAGUGGUUGGUUAUGUGCCAGAGACACAGACUGUUGUCCUUAACCUCUUGGUUGUUUGAUUAUCAUGUUAGUUGUUGCAAACUCUCUCAUCCAAAGACACAUACAGUCCAGUGAAAGCACACAUGUUAUCAGUACUUUCUGCUGGAUACUGACUGUAUGACCUUGGCAAGCACCAAGCCUACUGAAACUGAAGGAAUGCCUCUCCCUCAGAAUGUACCAUUAUUUGGGGUGAAAUUAGAGACAAUCAUUUGAGAUCUUGUGGGAAAAUGUCAUAACAGCUAUCAAUAUGGGGUUCUCUUCCCUUGUAGCCCAAUGAAAGAGUAUUUAGUAUGAUCUUGACAUGAGUGUUUGUCUUGUCGUACGGUUCUAAGAUGUGCCCUAAAGUGUGUCUGUUCAUUGGGAAGAUACAACUUUUACAUCCUAAAGUCAACAUAAAACAACUUCCCGUCACAACUAGAGGCAUUUGAAGCCCAUUCCUGUGUCAUUAUGUAUCAUGGCCUAAUGUAAUAUUAGUAGAGGUCUUUUCUCUUAGUUCAUGGAACAUGUGUACUUACAUGUUGUACUUGAACACCACUGACUGCCAAAGAACCUUCCUGAUGGUAAUAGAUAUUGGCUCAUUAAAGCUAAAUGGCCAAAGAUGCAAUAGCCACUGGUAUUCAGAUGACCAUUCCAGUCAAAUUUAACGGCCUUAUUCUGGAAUGAUCUCAUAUGUCAUCCCCAUAGCAGACAGUUGAGGGCACUGGUAGGCCUACUCGACUCCUCCAUCUGGACGUGACCUUAUCUGAACAAGUGACAUUAUAACACAAGAUUGCUCUGUAGCCUUUAAUGUUGGCCAGUGCUUAAACAGCACUUACCGUUUUGUUCUGUCGAGGAAUAAUUAGCCUAGUGCAUAGGCUACAGACGUGGAUGGUGUCUGUAUUUUUAUCACACGGUGCCUUUAAAAUGUAUUUGUAGGUAUUAGCAACAUACUACCUUCAUGUACCCUCCCCAAACUUGUUUCAAAGGCUUUAUUUAUUUCCUUGUAAUUGAAAAUGUCAAUUGACGACGAGUCGUUAUGGCUUGGUGACCAAAAUAAUGAAUUAUGAUGCCUUAAAAAUUGUGUUUUUUACGGAUUAUCUGUCUGUCCAUUAUUGUUGUGUUAUCCAAUCUUACAUACGAGUGUGGACUGUAAUUUAUGUAAUCAGUGUUAUUUCAUCUUUUUAAUAAAUCAGUGAUGGUAAA
Clupea harengus (Atlantic herring) is the source of this 4466-nucleotide messenger RNA. RefSeq names its product SMAD family member 10b (gene smad10b). Gene Ontology annotation, molecular function: DNA-binding transcription factor activity, RNA polymerase II-specific; I-SMAD binding; RNA polymerase II cis-regulatory region sequence-specific DNA binding. The record is from RefSeq and is a predicted model, not a curated record. Lineage: Eukaryota; Metazoa; Chordata; Actinopteri; Clupeiformes; Clupeidae. Gene Ontology annotation, biological process: BMP signaling pathway; regulation of transcription by RNA polymerase II; anatomical structure morphogenesis. Gene Ontology annotation, cellular component: heteromeric SMAD protein complex.